AUUGAAAGCGCCAUCUGGUGAGAAGGUAGAUCGAUGUCGCAUUGAUAUAAUAGUGUACCGCAUUAGAGAUCAGAGCUGGUUAAGCUAAGCUACAAUAAUUUAGUUGUGAAAAUAAUGAAAAAUACAUAGACUUUAUUAUACAUCUAUCAAUUGAAUUGCUGGAAGCUUUUUUUUAAACGAUGGAACAUAUCUUGACAAUUUUGACAUUUUUAUUUGGAUUAUUUAAACUAAGUAGGGAAUCAGUAAUAACCAUGCCCUCAGUUGUUGGCAUGAAAGACUCAAAAGUAAAUUUAGAAUGUAGAUACCAGUCCACAGACGUAUGGUAUGUAAUUCAAUGGAAACGCAUGUAUCCGAAUAUGGAAUCAGAAACCAUAACAACAUUAAAGAACGAUGGAAAAUCGAGUACACCGAUGCCGAUUUGGGAAGGAAUAAGAGAUGACAAUUUUCGGACAAGAGUGAGAACAAGUGUAUAUGUUGAUGUUACUUCUGUAGAUUUUACUCUCUCCAUUCAUGAGUUUUCUUGCAAUGACACUGGGGUGUACGUUUGUCAAGUAGUAGGAUCAGACCUUUUGAGUAAUGCAACUAAUUUAACAAUAACAGCAAAACCAGAGGCCCCAAGAGUGAUUGAAGAUGAAGUUAUUUUAGAAGAAAACGAUACCUACACCUUGGAAUGUACAGCCACGGCAGGAAUUCCAGUGGCAGAUCUGAGAUGGUAUUACAAAAUCCCAGGAUCCAGUGACUUUGUCAGGAUAGACACGGAAUCUGAACAGGAGGUUUUAGAUCUAGACGAUUGUAGCCAGAAAGCAAUACAAAAAAUAGACGUCAUAGUCAAUCCUGAAACAGAUGGAAUUAUAUAUAGAUGUAAAGUAGAAAGUGAUCUGUUAAAUGAAGAAGAGAGAAAUAAUUAUCAUGAUGAUGUUUUACUAAAGUUACCAAAAAAAAUAGUACCCCAACCUGAAUAUAGAAUGCCGCAGACAAAACCACCGGAUUCUAACAGAGCAAAUUCAAUUUCAGGAUACUUGACAUUUAGUCUAACGGUACUAGUGAUUAUAACAGCACUUUUGUGAUGAAAGUUUUCAUUCCGAAUUGAAAGGAUAUUAGAACAGAAGCAAGAAGCAUUUCAGAGACAAAGGUAGAAAUGAAAAAAAAACAUAGACCAAAGUUAAAUACGCAUUGAAGGGAUUUAUUUAAACAUUCCUUUACAUUUUCACUCAACGUGUAUGACUUACAGAUUUUGUAUACGAGAAACAAGCAUAUGUGUUCUUUUAAUUUAUUUUUACUAUUUUUAAAUACUUAAUGAUUUUGAUGGGUUAGGUGAUGAUAAUGUUGGUUUAGUAUGUUUAUUGGAGGUACGACGGUUCUUGGGCCAUGAUUCCCCGGAAUAUGUAGACAAUAGCCUUUAUAUACAGGAGAAAUAUACAUGUUUCUGACUUCUGUUUGCACGGAAAUGUUAGGAGGAAACCCAAUAACAGUUUGCAAGUCUAUGUAGGUUUCUGAAUGACGAUUACCAUAAUACAGUAGCUGAUUGGGUUCAACAAAACCUUCUCUGAAACAGUGAGAGCAAUCUGUAUAACAGUAGUAGUGCUCAGACAAAUACUCUAGUCAAACGAACUAUAUCUCAAUGUAAAUAGUAUUUAUUCAAAUAGUGUAUACACUGUAUGUGUAUAAAUGUGUGUAACUAUGUUUUUCCUAAAAGCGCAUAUUUUUGUUUUCUUAAUGUGUAUAUAUGUAUUGUUUGAACUUUAUAAUGUAUGCAAUAUAUUCAUUUGAAAUCAGUGACUUUCGAUAAUUUUUCGGAAGAAGAAAAUCAUAUUCAAACAGAUUACAGAUCAUUACACUAUAGUUUCCUUCAUGAAUGUUCAUUGCAUUAAUUUACAUAUUAUUUUCUUGACUUUUUCGCUGAGUAAAAAAACUAGACGAAACCUUUAAAAGAAUCCAUUGAUAAAUAGCAGAUAGUGAUAAUUUCUGCUUCUUACACGUAUAAUGUCAUAUGUAUGUUCAAAACUAUGCAAUUUCGAAACUGCCGCAUAAUUCAUUUUUUGGAACCAAAUUAUGUCAUAUUAUAUGUGAUAUUAAGAACAGUUUUGAUUUCCGUUCAGUGGCAAAUUCUUCAUGCACAGUGUAUCACAUUAAAAUAAUAUAAAUAUGUUAUUAUCAUCCAUUUUACGCCUUUACAGUAUUAACUGCUUAUGAUCUCAUUACUCUUGUGUAUAAUUGGCGGGAAAUUGUAUGUGAAAUUGAGCUGCCUAAUAAAAAAUCGUUAAAACUGACACAA
Molecule: messenger RNA, 2275 nt
Organism: Mytilus californianus (California mussel)
Lineage: Eukaryota; Metazoa; Mollusca; Bivalvia; Mytilida; Mytilidae
Product: cell adhesion molecule 2-like
Exons: 5
Coding region: 180-1067 (295 amino acids)
Source: RefSeq, a predicted model, not a curated record